Messenger RNA from Diaporthe batatas, 1811 nucleotides. RefSeq lists its product as uncharacterized. The record is from RefSeq and is a predicted model, not a curated record. The transcript is spliced from 2 exons. Lineage: Eukaryota; Fungi; Ascomycota; Sordariomycetes; Diaporthales; Diaporthaceae. The coding region runs from base 568 to 1569 and encodes 333 amino acids.
AGACAGAAUGCCUACUAGACAGGUAGAUACCUAGGUAUGUUACACCCGUGAGAGCAUGGUCCUCAGGGGCAAGAGAGUGAGUGAUACAAUACAGUAAGACUGGCCCAGUGGGACCGGUCGAGUGAGACUGACCCCCGCCGGCCAAACAUGCUUUGUGCAGCCGCUCUACAUCCACAAAAGUCCAUCGAAUGGGCCGCAGUCAAUCGGCCGUUGGUCGCUGCUGGCAAGCCCGAACGCGGCGUUUCAGGCAGCGGUGGGCUGGAUCUGCGCGUUGGUGCGGGUGUGGAAGGAUUUACUGCGCCCGUUGGUGAGUUGGUGAGCGAUGCAGGAAUCUGACUGAGAUCCGCACCCUUGGAAACUCAAGUGCGCAGGCUUUUUUUUUUUUGGUGCUCCCUCCCUGAUAUUAAACUGGCAAGUUUGCCAUCCUACCUCAGGUGAUUUUUCUGCUUGCUCUCAGGUCCUCACAUCCCCAGAUCUGACCGUCUGCGUUGGUGGGACAAGCUGUACUCUUUUUUUUCCCCCCUCAACUACAUCCUUCUCUCAUUAUUUCUCCUCGAAUCUGUGAGGAUGAAGCCCGCAAAUAUGAGAAACACCCUUCAGGCGGUGCUCCUGUCCUCGUCGUGGGCAGCCUUGGUCAUGGCGGACCAGAAGCACUUCGAGCCGUGCUCCCUUGCCGAGAGACAAGACCUCGCCGCACACAUUUCCUGCGGAUCCCAAGAAUCAGUCACACGGUGUGUGGCCGACCUCGCCGGGGACGAGGGCCUGCUGCAGGCGUGCCUGACCAGUGCAGGCUGCGAUACGCAGGGCGCCAGGCAAGAGGCAGAGCAAGUAGCCAGGCGUUGCGGGACCAGCUCGGACAUCGACGAGGCCAACAUCGAGCUGCGGAGGCAGCAAAACCGGGGCCGCCUACGCUCCAUCCAAACGGUCGUCGAGGUCCGCGCAGCCCUGCCCGCCGCCGACGGGAACGCCAACGACAACGCAGGAACAACGCUCGAAACAGUGGCCAUCCGGGAUGAGGCCACGCCCGCGCCCACCUCUACAAAUACUUGGGUGAUGAUCCAACACCUGAAGGGCACGACCUACACCACCGUGACGUGCAUGACCCCCACCACCGUCGCCACCAGCGCCUGCAGCUUCAUCAACGAAGCCGAGGACACUGCCUGCGUCCCGACCACAGCAGUUGUCCCCUCCUGCGUUCCAGGUAUGAUGUGCGCGUUUAAUCAGGACAACGGCAGCGUCAGGUGUGCACAGACGGGGGGUUUCGGCCCUGGCGGCUUCGUCGUUGCUGGUGUCUUGGGCGUUGCCGCGGCCGUCGCCGUGUCCGCGCUGUGCUUCAUGUGCUGCCGGGAGCGCAGUGCCCACAAGAGGGACCGCCGCGCUGCUGAGGCCCAGGCGGCGCUUGCUGCUGCCGCCGAGGCGAAGAAGGCUUCCUCGCGCGCCGCCACUGGCAUGGCUACUGGAGGUGACUACGUGCCGCUGAUGGGUGCCAGUGGCGGGCGAGACGGCCCCGAACAGCCCGGCCAGGCUGACCCUUUCAGAGGGGGCCAGCAAUACUAUGACCCUAGGUGAGAACCACCUGGAGUCUAGGUGCAGUGCAUAAAAUCGUGGCUGGUUUCGUAUCCGGGUCAAACUUGAUGGAACAUGAUUAUAGAGGCGAAAGGGGCGAUGCUUCAUGGCCAAUGGCUUGAUGCCGGGUUACCGGGACAGUUGGGCUAAAUAGACUGGAAAUAGACCUGCUCCAACAUCUCGCAGUAAGGCUCACAUGAGGGACUCAUAGACGUAUUCUCAAUCAGAAUGUGAAAUUAGUGUGA